AUGUUUGAUCCCAAAGUUCUAGACAUCCCGGCAGUUAUCUUUGACAAUGGGUCUGGAUUAUGCAAGGCCGGUAUUGCUGGGGACAGUGCCCCAAGGUCAGUUAUCACAGCAAUAGUUGGUCGCUCGAAAGCCAAAGCCACCAUGCUUGGAGCUGGCCAGAAAGAAUUUUACAUUGGAGAAGAAGCCCAGAUGAAAAGGGGAGUAUUAUCAUUGAAUUAUCCCAUUGACCACGGCAUAGUGACAUCCUGGGAGGACAUGGAGAGAAUAUGGCGGCAUGUCUACGAGUGUGAGUUGAGGAUCAAAGCCAGUGACAGGCCAGUACUUCUGACGGAAGCCCCGCUGAAUCCUCUUCAGAAUCGGGAGAGAAUGACGGAGAUCAUGUUUGAAAGUUUCAAGGUGCCAGCUAUGUAUGUUGCUGUGCAGGCCACUCUGGCCCUCUACGCUUCAGCACGUACCACAGGGAUAGUAAUGGACAGUGGGGAUGGUGUUACUCAUACAGUCCCUAUCUACGAAGGCUAUUGUUUGUUGCAUGCUGUCUCCAGGUUGGACGUUGCUGGUAGGGAUAUCACCGAAUACUUCAUGAGGCUCCUUCUAGAGAGUGGGCAUUCCUUUGUCAGCACAGCUGAGAGAGAAAUUGUGAAAGACAUCAAAGAGAAGCUCUGCUAUGUGGCUCUGGACCCCAUCCAAGAAAUGAGGGGCAAAAUGGAAGAACUGCUGAGGGAGUAUAAAUUGCCUGAUGGCAAUAUCAUUAGGAUAGGCAGUCAACUCUUCCGAGCCCCAGAGACCCUUUUUGUACCUGCUAACAUUGGUGUUGAAGCUCCCGGCAUACACAAGAUGAUCUUCAACAGUAUUAUGAAAUGUGAUAUUGAUGUCCGCAAAGAUCUUUAUGGAAAUAUUCUGCUCUCCGGUGGAUCAACUCUGUUCCCGGGAUUGGAUGAGCGUAUCCUGAAGGAAAUGCAACUGCAGGUGCCAACUGGGAUAUCAGUGAGGAUUAUAGCACCGCCAGAGAGGAAGUACUGUGUAUGGAUUGGGGCCUCUAUUCUGACUUGCUUGACAUCUUUCAAACACAUGUGGGUCACUCUUGACGAUUAUAAAGAUUUUGGCCCAGGUGUAGUUCACCGGAAAUGUUUCUAA
This is a messenger RNA of Gekko japonicus, 1134 nucleotides long. RefSeq names its product actin-85C-like. The transcript has a single exon. The record is from RefSeq and is a predicted model, not a curated record. Lineage: Eukaryota; Metazoa; Chordata; Lepidosauria; Squamata; Gekkonidae. Bases 1 to 1134 code for a protein of 377 amino acids.